UCAGGGGAGGCAGCAGAGCAUCACCUACUCCACUAUUCAUCGUUGGUGAUCGCCAGCUUCUUCGUCCAAGUCACUCCACAGACGCAGAGCAUCUUUUCCAUCUCACAGCAACCGGGCAGCCCUUGGAACCUCCGGCCUCUUCUAGUUUUCAGUCAUCUGUUGCUCCGUUUUCUGUUGAGCAAUGGGGAGUGCACCAGCUCAAAUUCCAACGAGCUUUGGCCACGAGCUCAGGGCCUGUCUUCGCUGCCGCCUCGUCAAAACCUACGAUCAGUUUAGAGAAUCCGGGUGUGAGAACUGUCCAUUCUUCAAGAUGGAGGAAGAUAAUGAGCGUAUUGUUGAUUGCACCACUCCUAAUUUCAAUGGGAUAAUCUCCGUCAUGGAUCCAACUAGAAGCUGGGCUGCUCGAUGGCUUCGACUUGCAAGAUUUGUACCUGGUUGUUACACCCUUGCAGUUUCAGAGGCACUCCCAGAGGAUUUGCAGAAUUUAUGUGAAGAUGAGCACGUGCCUUAUGUGCCACCCAAACGUGUAUAACUGAAAGUUCCCAUAUCACAUUUGCCUUUAUGUUUGGAAAUCUUAAUUCAGUGGAUUUUACCAGUAACUAGUGAUAUUGAUAUCUUACUCGAUGACUCAUGAUAUAUGGGAAUGUUUUCUGAUGUUUCAGGGCAGAUACUUGAAAAUUUUCAUGGGAUACUUUCUGUUCU
Molecule: messenger RNA, 702 nt
Organism: Rubroshorea leprosula
Lineage: Eukaryota; Viridiplantae; Streptophyta; Magnoliopsida; Malvales; Dipterocarpaceae
Source: the annotation of a GenBank genome assembly